AGUCCGUGGGCGCCGUAUAAAACUGCGUCCAAGCGGUUUCCGCGGUCCAGUGUUGAUGCUGGCCGUCUCUCUGUCUCGGUGUCUUAUCGUCUAGUGCAUCUUAGUAUAUAUACAUUUAUAGCAGGACAGUCAAUCGAAAACUCGGGUAUAUUUGAGUAACCAGUGUUUCGCAUUAGGUUACACAUAUGCUGUGCUUUAAACGGUGACUUGUGCACUGUUACCGUUAUAUAUACGCUAAUGCUGUAUGUAAGAGUUUAUACCUAAGCGACCAGUCAUUCGAAAAAGCUACAAGAUGCGCUCCGAUGGGGUCGUGGCGUUGGUCGUCUUCUUCGCGGCGAUGGCCACGUUCUCCGUGAUGGCUGUUACGCCCGACGAAGGUUUAUCAAAGAGUCUUAAAGAAGCGCUGAACGAAGACGAAUUUGCGAUUGUGGUAAAACACGUGAAGCCCAGAAAAAAACAAACCGAUCGACUGGAAACGCUUCUGAGGGCAGACUUUUCAAAAACAAAGGAACAGUUUGUUUUAAAACUCGACAGACUCGAAAAACGAAUUAUAUUGGAAACCACGGAAAAUGGUCAUACGCAUUUUGACACUUUUCUGGUUGAAAGCCUGGACGAGUCGACGCCAAUUAAAAAUUUGAUUCUCCACGUACGUCAAGAGCCACGUCACUCACUAGUCGAUCUAUAUGUGGACUGUGUGUACCAGGGUGAAAUCCGUACAAAGAGGAGUUUCCACAAAAUAACCGAAGACGCCGCGACAUUACAUCUGGAAGUGUACAAAGAAAGAAAGUAUCACACGAAGAUAUAUAAGACGUCGGGAAUAGACGCCAUUUUACGGCAAGAGAAUUGCCCUUUGGACCUUUUGGAUUUCGACGAAAUGCAAGCCUUUCAGCCGUCACUGUCAAAUAAUAAUGAAAUAUCGAGACGCGGUGACAUGGGAAUAUUACACGAUCUGGAUGAUCAAAUUUGCUUAACGGAAAUCAUCAAGAAUACAAUCAAUGAAUUGAUAGCAGCUAUUCGAAAUUUGCAGAAUGAAGUUAAAUCAAAUAGAUUGGAAACGCAACAUCUUCGACAGCUCAUUGAGAAUUGUGUCGCAUGCAAGCCAGGGAACGAACCACCACAGAUCUCAUGCACGGUUAACUCACCAUGCUAUCCUGGAGCUCAAUGUCGUGACACCUCACGUGGUCCGGAAUGUGGCUUAUGUCCACGUGGCUUAGUAGGAGAUGGACGCACCUGCAGACCAGGUAUCACCUGCGCAGAUCAACCCUGUUUUCGAGCAGAAAUGUGUCACGAUACCUAUAACGGAUAUAGAUGUGAUCCGUGUCCCGAGGGAUACGUCGGUAACGGGGAGACGUGUACCAUGCGCCCAAAUGGAUGUGAAUCCAAUCCUUGCUAUCCGGCAGCAGAGUGUAUACCUACGAAUAAUUACCCCUUUUACGAAUGUGGUCCAUGCAGCGAAGGUUAUACCAAAAAUGGAACCACCUGUCAAGAUAUAAAUGAAUGUGAGGUAGCAAGACCAUGCGAUCAUCGAGUACGUUGUAUGAAUUUGGUACCUGGAUACAGAUGCGAUGCUUGUCCAGUUGGGUUUACCGGAAAUAGGGUCCAGGGUAUCGGACUAGCUGAAGCCAGAAGAUAUCGACAAACUUGUAUCGACAUCGAUGAAUGUGCAGACGGUAGAAAUGGUGGUUGCGUACCGAACUCGGACUGCAUCAAUACCGAAGGUUCUUAUACAUGCGGUCCGUGUAAAAGAGGUUUCGUGGGAAAUCAGGAAUCUGGAUGCAUAGCCGAUAAAGAUCUGUGCCCUGAUGGUAUAACAUCAUGCGAUGAACAUGCAGAUUGCAUCGAUACUGGAUGCAAUCAGUAUUCGUGCAAGUGUCAAUCCGGAUGGGCGGGCGAUGGCAUUAUUUGCGGACUAGACUCUGACAUCGAUGGAUAUCCUGAUUUAGACUUGUAUUGCGAUGACCGUCAUUGUCGUGCUGAUAACUGCAAGAUUAUUCCAAAUAGUGGUCAAGAGGAUGCCGAUGAAGACCGCAUAGGAGACGCUUGUGACGAUGAUGCCGACAACGAUGGCGUUUUAAACGAAGCUGACAAUUGUCCGUUGAAAUAUAAUCCUGAUCAGAAGGAUUCCGACCGUGGUGGCGGUGACAUGCACGGUGACGCUUGCGACAAUUGUCCCACUAUCAGGAAUGACGAUCAAAAAGAUAUUGACGGAGACGGUUAUGGAGACGCUUGCGACAACGAUAUGGACAAUGACGGCGUUAUCAAUCAAUUGGAUAAUUGUCCCCAUAAGGAAAACAAGGAUCAAGGUGAUCGGGAUGGUGACGGCAUUGGUGACGUUUGCGAUAAUUGUCCCGAUGUAUGGAAUCUCCAUCAAGUCGAUGCAGACAGUGAUAACGUCGGUGAUACCUGUGACAAUAACAUUGAUACAGAUCGAGAUGGUAUUCAAGACAAUAUGGAUAACUGUCCCAGAAUACCAAAUUCCGAGCAAACUGAUACUGAUCGCGAUGGCAAAGGCAAUGCCUGCGACAAUGAUGCUGAUGGUGAUGGAAUUGACAACUAUUUGGACAAUUGUCCAUUCGUUUAUAAUCCUAAUCAAGAGGAUCUUAACAAUGACAAAAUAGGGGAUGCCUGCUGGAACGAUAACGAUGGCGAUGAUAUAUUAAAUAAAUAUGAUCCUUGUCCAAAUAACAGUCUUAUAUGGGCAACGGAUUUCCGUGAAUAUUUGACUAUAAAUUUGGACCCAGAAGGAAAAGCUCAAAUCGAUCCUGAGUGGAAGAUCUUGAGUAACGGUUCUGAAAUUCUUCAAUCCAAGAACAGUGAUCCCGGCAUAGCAGUUGGUUAUCACAGAUUCGGCGGCGUCGACUUCGAAGGAACAUUCUACAUCGACACGGAUAUCGAUGAUGACUAUGUAGGCUUCAUUUUCUCUUAUCAGAAUAACCGCAAAUUCUACACAGUAAUGUGGAAAAAGAAGUCGCAAACUUAUUGGCAACCAACGCCAUUCCGCGCAUUUGCCGAGCCCGGUAUUCAAAUAAAAUUAGUUGACUCAGAGACUGGCCCAGGAGAGAUACUGAGAAACAGUCUCUGGCAUACUGGUAAUACCACAAACCAAGUUAAGCUUCUCUGGAAGGAUCCGAUGAACGAGGGAUGGAAAGAGAAGACAUCUUACAGAUGGCAAUUGUUGCACAGACCACAGAUCGGUUUGAUGAGAUUGCGAAUUUUUGAUGGACUCCAAAUGAUCACGGAUUCUGGAAAUAUAUUCGACUCGACAUUAAAGGGCGGACGUCUUGGUGUCUUCUGUUUUUCCCAAGAAGAUAUAAUCUGGUCCGAUUUGGUUUACAGAUGUAACGAGAAUGUUCCCCAGAUUGUGUAUCGUGAAUUGCCACAAUCGCUUCGAAAGAAAGUUAGCAUAGAUCGGAGCAAAAUUCGCUCGACAUAGGCAACUCCAUCGAACAAAGAAUAAAUAAUCUUCGAUGACUUUUACCAGAGAAAAUUAAACCAAUAACUUUAAUCACACGUUACGACUUUGCAGUGAUUUGAUUUGUUUUUAUAGGCUGAACGACAAAUUCGAACUUUAUGCACGAUAAUAUUCAACAUUUUAAAAAGUAAAUGAUGUGUCUCUAAUUUAGUCAAUCAUAACUUCCUACAAAGUGACAAGGAUGCACACUUCAGAUUUAAGAGAACUUUGCAAGAAGUAGUGCGACAAUAUUUUCGAAAUCUUUCGAAGGCAUGCACUCGCGUACAAUAUUUGUCGAAAGGAUGAUAGAUAACCAUAGUUAACUGAACAAACAAAUAUUUUUCUAAUAAAUAGAAUAUACUAAAAAACAUGCGAAUAUGUAAAUCAAAAUAAAUGAACCAUCAUAAAAGGUAUCCUUUGAGUACAAGUGUAAACCAAAGUCACCAGCCAGCUAAUCUGCGGCCUGCCCACUGCGAUUAACUAAUUCAUACGAUGAAUUUCUUCAUUUCCUGAACGUCGUCGAACGUGAUUUUAAUUAUUUUAAUACAAAUACAAUAAAAUGACUCAAACUUACGAUAUACACAAGGCGAUCUAUCGAAGCAAUGCGUUUCGUGCUUUACCCACAGAUUUAACAAACUGUACUUUUACCUUUUUUUAAGUUUCAGUACGCUUUAUUCGGCGAGUAAUAAAUUGCGUAAAAUAAAAUAAAAAUUGUGAAAAGACAUUUUCCUACGAGAUAAA
Cephus cinctus (wheat stem sawfly) is the source of this 4192-nucleotide messenger RNA. It is a transcript of the gene Tsp, whose product is annotated as cartilage oligomeric matrix protein. The record is from RefSeq and is a predicted model, not a curated record. Gene Ontology annotation, molecular function: calcium ion binding. Lineage: Eukaryota; Metazoa; Arthropoda; Insecta; Hymenoptera; Cephidae. The transcript has 14 exons. Gene Ontology annotation, cellular component: extracellular region. The coding region runs from base 293 to 3433 and encodes 1046 amino acids. Gene Ontology annotation, biological process: cell adhesion.